Molecule: messenger RNA, 4478 nt
Organism: Pectinophora gossypiella (pink bollworm)
Lineage: Eukaryota; Metazoa; Arthropoda; Insecta; Lepidoptera; Gelechiidae
Gene: Myc
Product: myc proto-oncogene protein
Exons: 3
Coding region: 384-1478 (364 amino acids)
Biological process (GO): regulation of transcription by RNA polymerase II
Molecular function (GO): protein dimerization activity; DNA-binding transcription factor activity, RNA polymerase II-specific; RNA polymerase II cis-regulatory region sequence-specific DNA binding
Source: RefSeq, a predicted model, not a curated record
UCUCCGUCAGUCGUGUUCACGGCGCCAACCCGAUCGCACGCGCGGCUUCCAUUUGACCGGCCGGCUCGCAAAUAAUGCAGUGUUUGAAAAACUCAAUCGGAGGUCUCGGAAGAAGUACCGUAUUUAAUUUACACUGUAUAACCAACCGCAUAUUCUCAGUGAGUGUUACGCAGUGUGUAAGGAAAAAACUUUGUCGAAGAUUCUGAAGAAUCUUGUGUAAAAUUGUGUAAUUCGCCGGCUGCGGCCGGAUUGCGUUUUGCACAAACUUUUUGACGGUGUGCGUUGAUCCCAUCGCGCGCAUCGUCGUGUGAUAAGUGGGCCCUGUGAUAUCGACGAGUUCGUCUUAGCUUUAAAACUAGUUAGUCUUAGAAAUAAUAUUUAAAAUGUCAGCGGCAAUGGACGCCCAGAUAUUUCAAUUCGACUUAUGGGAGACUCUAGAUGAGGAGUCGAUGGAGCUGACACAGACGUCUGAAUUCUGGAAUCAAGUCCAAUCUGAGGUCGAGAGGCUGGACUUGGUUCCGCCGGCCGACUCUCAAGAACUCCAAGAGAGUGAUGUAGACUGGAGGAUCAUGGACGCGCCUGAAGAGCCACAUAAGGAGAACAUAGUCCAUCACGAUUGCAUGUGGGCGGGGUCCUGCAUCGAUUCUGUGCACCCGAGCAACACAUUUGUGCCGACAGAUUUAAUAUCAACGACACCAGGACAGAGUUUGCUCCGGCGAGACAUGUCCCCGGCUCGGCCAGAGACCCCGCCGUCCUUGGACGGGGACGAACCUCCACAGUUCCGUCACGCGGUGGACGUGGCUGGCACAGCACUUCGCCUCCUCAGAGAUUCAGCCGCGGUUGCUGCUGAUCACUCUUACACCCUCGCUCGGCAACAAUUUGACAACCUUGGCGUACAAACACCUUCAGAUUCCUGCGAAUCAGAGGAAGAAAUUGACGUGGUAUCUCUGGGCACGACGACACAGCAACCGCUAACGCCCGCGGCCCACGUGCGCACGGAGUCCCUGCCGCGUACGCCGUCAGCACAGGAGCGCCAGCACAUCCAGCGCACUAUCACCACGGCCAUCUCCCCGCGGCCGGCCGCCCGCAAGCGCCUGGUGCCGCCGCCCUCCCUCGUGCAGUCCUCCAGCUCGCGCCGCCGCACGCGUGGCCCCGGCCGCCGCGGCCGCCGCUCCAACACCGACACCGACUCCGAAGCAGAGUCUCCCGAGAUCGAACGCCGCUCGAUUCACAACGAUAUGGAGCGCCUCAGACGUAUCGGCCUCAAAAACCUUUUCGAUGAACUCAAAAAACAAAUUCCCGCGACCAGAGACAAGGAGCGCGCGCCCAAAGUAGUGAUCCUGAGGGAGGCCGCCGCCCUGUGCCGCAAGUUGCGCGACGAGGAGAUCGAGCGCGAGCACCUCAAGAAGCAGCAGAACAAACUGGCCACUAAGUUGAAAAAGCUCCGUACGGUACUGGCGCGCAACCGCCCGUACUGAGCCGCCGGAUCCGCGUGAUUGGUAAUUGUUAUGUUCCGAGAGAGGAACUCCCUAACCUACUCGACGUCGCACUUGUAAUAGUUAUACUCUAAGUCGCUUCCGAACGUUUAGUGAACGUUUGACGGUACGUCAAUUCGUACGUCUACGAAGAGAACGAUCAAAGUUGAUACCGCCUUCCUUCGUGGUCGUAUCGAGUUGCCGAGCCAGGUCUUUCAAAGUGCUCUCAGUCGGCAGGUUAAUAUUUCAAUUUGAAAAGUCAGCUUUUACGGCUUACUCUGCUUCUGUGGGUAUGUAGUUGUACUAGUAGGGGUGUAGUUGAAGCAAUAACGUGGGUUUGUUUUGCUCAAGCGAUAUUUUGCAGUGCCAAAGUGAGCCAUAAAGCUGUUUUAACGAUAAAAAAUCCUAGGUCUUCAGUAAAAUAUCUUAAUAGUUACAGACUGCUUCGUGAACUAGUAGACUGGUUAUACCUCUGAAAAAGUUUUUGAAUUAUCAUUAAAGUAUUCAUAGUUGACAAACCGCGUACAGAUUUACUCCCUGUUGACAAAUGAAAAAAUAUGACAUUUAUGUAUUGUUUUGAAAGGUAAUGAAGAUUUUUUACUGGACCUUCCCUGAACGAGUUUGUCAAUGCUGUAAAUAUAAGAGGGGAGCGAGGGUAGUCCUGAAUUUAUUAAUUAGUUGGCUGAUAUGGCUGUUGAUGGUUUUAUGGAAUGUUCUGGAAUGUUGGCCCCUAUAUAUGUUUUCGGCCCGAUUCGGUGGAUUUUCUAUUUUAAUCCCGUCUUACGUACAUAAUCGCAAGACCGGGGUAGUGAUAUACAACAUUGUUUUAACUUGAUAUUAUUAUAAGUUUAAACUACAUUUUAUAGGUUAGUUCGCUUACGGUUUUUUGUAGUGUUUUGUUUUUUUUUUUGUAAAAUUUAACACUAAUGUUUUUUUUACAUAUAGUCGCGCAAUUAACUUGUUUCACUAUUUUAACUUGAGAAUUUUUCGACAUAUUGGACCAGUUUUUAAACAGAAUAUUGUAACCAUAAUGUACAAUAAUACAUUGCACGGACAGCUUACACUUAUCAUAUUGUCUAAUAUGUAAAUUUUGUCAUGUACAAUGGACCUUUUCUUAGAAUGCGCGGGCGAAUGGCGGGAACUCUCAGUUUGUUUUUUCGAGUUUGGAUCGAGUUCAAAAGUAAAAAGUUUUACACGCCACAGCGACCGUGUCGCCUUCUCAUUCUAGGAAAGGAUAGUAUGCACUUACAUAUUUGUAUGAAUAUUGCAUAUAUCGUUACGUCGCUUAGUGUAAUAUAUUUUUUAAUUUAUUCGCCUCUUGGGAAUAAAAUGGACGCAAAUUAAGAUGAUUUAUUAUAAUAAAAUUACACACAUGUAAAAUUAAAUGUCCAGUUGACGUACUAAAUACAGUGAAAAUAAAAUAAAAUCUCAGUGACUGAAAUAGUGUCUGAUUAUAAAUAGACUGUGUAUUUUGAUAACAACAUCAAAAUCUAUAGAAUCAAAAUAGCCUUAAAAGGUUAAUAAAAAAAAAUAACCACGAAAUAGUUCCUCAUAGUACCUACUAAUAGUAAAUUUUGCAUUUUCUUUAUUAUAUUUUUUAAUGCAGUAAGUUAGUGAUGUACUCGCGAUAGUUCGUAACGUUGAUAUUUGAAGCCUGACCAAAAAGAACGUACCCAUGUGUUGGAAAGAAAAAAUGCAAUCUCAAAUAAAUUUUAAAAGUCGAUAUCUCCAUUGCAGAUUUUUGAUCAGGCUUUCACAUAGAGGUUGAUGUUUUAUCAAGCACAUGGUCAACAGUUUCGUACGUUCGAAGGCUUUAAUUGUGUGCGGAAUGUGCCUUGCUAUGUACAUAUACAUAUAGAUAAUUAGGUUUACUUUAUACUCGAAUUAGUUGCAAGAAAUAUUUUUUUGUGAGAAAUAUUAUGUAGGGAUAGCGUUGUUCUAAGUAGCGGUACACAUGGAGUUUUAUAGAUAUCGUGUUAAAGAUUCGCAGUUUAUCUUCCACUAGGCGUAACAUGUACAUAAUAGGAAUAGGACAUAGGUGUAUGUCAACUUUUUUAUAAACGAGUUUUUUUCUAGUAAUUGUUUAGUUUUUCUUAACUGGAGAGUUACGAAUUCUCGAAUUUUGUACCUGCAUUUAAUUUUUUUGUUAAUCUUAUCUUGACAUAAAUAAUAAAGAUAAAUAAUGAUUUAGUUAUCCAAAAGUGAAAUUGGUUUCUUAUUGUGAUUAAAAUUGAAAGGAUUUCACGUAAGAAAAAGUCAGUAGGUAACGGUUAUUAUGUAAGGGAUGACAGCUUUAUACUCUAGACAGAUCGAGGUAAAAGUAAAGGAAAAAUAUUCAGCACAUAAUCUGACAAGGCACAUUUCCACCACUGCCAAAUGCAAAAUAAAUGCAAAAAAGUUUUUUACAUAGCAAUUUGUUUUGUAAAUUUUUAUAAAUAAGGUCGGGAUGAUUAAUUAAGUCAUGUUAUAGUUUGAUUUUUAUUAUUUUUUCUUUGUAUAGUAUCCGUAUUGUAAGAGUAACACCCAGCCGCCGCCGAUGGUGUGGGACCAGUCGAAGGUUGAAUGUUUUACUAGUUCGAUUGGUAUAUUGUAUUGUGUGCAUGCGAAGGGCGCGGCGGCGGCUGCGCGGGCGCCGCCACAGAGACUGUAGGGCGCAACAUAGAUUCCGCCUAAUAUUAAUAUUGCCCUCUGCAAUCUUUGAAGCGGCGUUAAAAGGACAUGUGUACUUACCACGUCUAUUUUUUGGAUACUAUUAUUAUGAGAAGAAAGUUUUUGGUUUUUGUUCCUUAAUUAUUGUAUCGAAAACAUUAAGAUAAUCAUUAAAUAUAAAUAAAGUAUGAAGUCGUUUCCAGGCAGAGCUAUGAAGCAGUUGGCUAGUUGAUUGUGAUUUAUAUAGUUUUCGGUGUAAACGGGGGUUCGGCUUAUAAAUUAGUGUUUGAUUCUGUGAUUAUAACGUACCUCUAAGGUAUUGAGGGGGAAUGUUUCGAAAACUCUGGCUGGUAC